AGGGAGGGAGGGAGGACGCGGCGGGGAAACCGACCGAUCGAUCCCAUCUCCGCUCUUCUCCAGUAGCGCGCACGAGAGGCGCGAGGAGGCGGCAGCAGGCGGCGCAUUCCUCCAGCAGCUCCUCCCGGAUUCCGGUGCUUUUCUCCGGCGGAGCGGGACACAGCCGAGGUCCGGAGGAGGAACCAUGGAGGAUGUGUACGGCUUCACCCGCAGCCCUGCCUGGGAGGAACUGGAGCCGGAGAAGGGGCCGGCGUCGUCGUCCGCGGCGGGGAUCCAUGCCCAUGUGGUGGGGGUCGCUGCUCACGGCUCCGGCGCCGCGGACGAGUCGUCUGACAGCGAGGCGGAGCAGGAAGGGCCGCAGAAGCUCAUCCGGAAGGUGUCCACCUCCGGGCAGAUCAGGAGCAAGACGAGUAUAAAAGAGGGACUGCUGCUGAAACAGACCAGCUCCUUCCAGCGCUGGAGGAAGCGCUACUUCAAACUGAGAGGCCGAACUCUCUACUACGCCAAAGACGCCAAGUCCGGCAGUGUGUUGGCGCGCUGGCAGGAGCGGGCGCUGCACCGGGUGUCCAGGAGCCACGUGUGCUGGCGAGUUCUGUCCGUGUGCUGGACGGGCGCGCGGCGCCCCCCGCCGCCUCUGGCCGCCAGCGGAUCCGAGGAAGGCCUAGUGAGAAUCCGGUCCCUUAUCUUUGACGAGGUCGACCUAUCGGACGCCAGCGUUGCAGAGUCCAGCACGAAGAAUGUCAACAACAGCUUCACAGUGAUCACUCCGUUCCGACGGCUCAUCCUCUGCGCCGAGAACAGGAAGGAGAUGGAGGACUGGAUCAGUUCGCUGAAGUCCGUCCAGUCCAGAGAGCACUACGAGACGGCACAGUUUAAUGUGGAACAUUUCUCAGGGAUGCACAACUGGUACGCCUGCUCCCACGCACGGCCCACCUUCUGCAACGUCUGCAAGGACAGCCUGUCUGGGGUCACGUCCCACGGCCUCUCCUGCGAAGUUUGCAAAUUCAAAGCCCACAAACGCUGCGCGGUCCGAGCCACCAACAACUGCAAGUGGACGACGCUGGCCUCCAUCGGGAAGGACAUCAUCGAAGACGAGGAUGGGAUUGCGAUGCCUCACCAGUGGCUGGAGGGAAACCUGCCCGUCAGUGCCAAGUGUGCCGUGUGCGACAAGACGUGCGGCAGCGUGCUGAGGCUGCAGGACUGGCGCUGCCUCUGGUGCAAAGCCAUGGUGCACACGGCCUGUAUGGACCUGUACCCUCGCAAGUGUCCUCUGGGUCAGUGCAAAGUCUCCAUCAUUCCCCCGACGGCGCUCAACAGCAUCGACUCGGACGGCUUCUGGAAGGCCACCUGCCCCCCGUCCUGUGCCAGCCCCCUCCUGGUCUUCGUCAACUCCAAGAGUGGCGACAACCAGGGGGUGAAGUUCCUGCGGCGCUUCAAGCAGCUCCUCAACCCGGCGCAGGUCUUCGACCUGGUCAACGGCGGGCCGCACCUCGGUCUGCGCCUGUUUCAGAAGUUCGACAACUUCCGUAUCCUGGUGUGCGGCGGCGACGGCAGCGUGGGCUGGGUCCUGUCCGAGAUCGACAAACUCAAUCUGCACAAACAGUGCCAGCUGGGGGUGCUGCCGCUGGGCACGGGUAACGACCUGGCGCGCGUCCUGGGCUGGGGCCCGUCCUGCGACGACGACACGCAGCUGCCGCAGAUCCUGGAGAAGCUGGAGCGGGCCAGCACCAAGAUGCUGGACCGCUGGAGCAUCAUGACCUACGAGAUCAAGAUCCCGCCCAAGCACAGCUGCCCCACCACGCCGGAGGGCACCGACGACUGCCAGUUUCACAUUUCUGCCUACGAAGACUCCGUAGCUGCUCAUCUCACGAAGAUCCUGAACUGUGAGCAGCACUCGGGGGUCAUCUCCUCCGCCAAGAUCCUGUGUGAGACGGUGAAGGACUUUGUUGCCAAAGUGGGGAAAGCCUACGAGAAGAGUGCGGAGAACGCAGACGAGUGCGACACCAUGUCGCUCAAAUGUGCCAUCCUCAACGAGAAGCUGGACUCGCUCCUCCACACCCUCAACGCCGAGUGCCAGGCUCUGCCUCCGCUCCCACAUUCCACCCCUCCCAUCGUGGAGGAGGAGCAGGAGGAGGAGGAGGAGGAGGAAGAGGAGGAGGAGGAGGAGGAGGCCAGCGAGGAGAGUCUGUCGGAGCUGAAGGGGAAGCUGGAGGAGGAGGAGACGGAGAAAGGACGACGAGGAGGACCCGUCCACCAGCUGUUCAGGAGCAGGGAGCAGCUGAUGCUCCGGGCCAACAGUCUGAAGAAAGCCGUGCGACAGAUCAUAGACCAGGCGGAGCGAGUGGUGGACGAGCAGAACGACCACACGGAGGACACGGAGCUGCCGUCGCCCCUGGAGUUCAGGAAGGACAGCGAGGAGGAGAACCGGGACAGCGAGAAGGACGAGGACACCAAGGAGCUGGAGGCCGUGACGUCCGCCAAGAGUCCCUGCUCUCCGACGGAGAGGAGGGUGAGUCGCAGCACUCAGUCCUGUGGCUCCUUCACCAUCACGCCGUUCACCACCAGCAAGGAGAAUCUGCCCGUGCUCAACACACGCAUCAUCUGCCCUGGCCUCCGUGCAGGUCUGGCCGCCUCCAUCGCCGGCAGCUCCAUCAUCAGCAAGAUGCUGCUGGCGAACAUCGACCCCUUCGGCGCCACGCCCUUCAUCGACCCCGACCUGGACUCACUAGACGGCUACAUGGAGAAGUGUGUGAUGAACAACUACUUCGGCAUCGGCCUGGAUGCCAAGAUCUCCCUGGAGUUCAACAACAAGCGAGAGGAGCAUCCGGAGAAAUGCCGGAGUCGCACCAAGAACAUGAUGUGGUACGGUGUUCUGGGCACAAAGGAGCUUCUGCAGCGAACCUACAAGAACCUGGAGCAGAAGGUCCAGCUGGAGUGCGACGGUCAGUACAUCCCGCUGCCGAGCCUGCAGGGCAUCGCCGUGCUGAACAUCCCCAGCUACGCGGGCGGGACCAACUUCUGGGGCGGCACCAAGGAGGACGACAUCUUCUGUGCACCGUCGUUCGACGAUAAGAUCCUGGAGGUCGUGGCCGUGUUCGGGAGCAUGCAGAUGGCAGUGUCCCGCGUCAUCAAGCUGCAGCACCACCGCAUAGCACAGUGUCGGACGGUGAAGAUCACCAUCCUGGGCGACGAGGGCGUUCCCAUCCAGGUGGACGGCGAGGCCUGGAUCCAGCCGCCCGGGGUCAUCAAGAUCCAGCACAAGAACCGGGCUCAGAUGCUCACCAGAGACCGGGCGUUCGAGAACACGCUGAAGUCCUGGGAGGACAAGCUGAAGUACGACAAGGCUCCUCUGCGGCCUCACCUCUACCCGCAGCAGUCUGUGGAUCUGGCCACGGAGGAGGAGGCCGCCCUGGUGCAGAUGUGCGCCCGAGCCACAGAGGAGCUCAUCACGAGGAUAUGCGAGGCUGCAAAGACCAACGGGCUUUUAGAGCAGGAGCUGGCCCACGCCGUCAACGCCGCGUCACACGCCAUCAACAAAACACACCCCAAGUUUCCAGAGAGUCUGGCCAGGAACACGGCUAUCGAAGUGGCGAGCACCGUCAAGGCUCUGUACAACGAGACCGAGUCUCUUCUGUUGGGCAGAGUCUCUCUGCAACUGGACCCUCCGGAGGAGGAGCUGCUGUCCGGCGCUCUGCAGAGCGUGGAGCUGGAAAUGGGCAAACUGGGCGAGAUCCCGUGGCUCUACCACAUCCUGCAGCCCAACGACGAGGAGGUUGACUGUGCUUAUGUACCAGGACCACUCUCUGGGUUACGGCAAGAGGAACAGUCGCAGCAGCAUGUUUCGCAUUGUGCCCAAGUUCAAGAAGGAGAAGGCCGCCAAGAAGACGAGCCCUCAGUCAGUGGAACGAUGGGGCACGGAGGAGGUGGGCGUCUGGCUGGAGCAGCUGAGUCUGGGCGAGUACAGAGACUCCUUCAUCCGACACGACAUCCGAGGCUCAGAGCUGCUGCACCUGGAGAGGCGGGACCUGAAGGAUCUGGGGAUAUCGAAAGUGGGUCAUAUGAAGAGAAUCCUCCAGGGAACUAAAGACCUGGCCAAGGCCUCCAUGGUUGACCUCUAACCCCAUUCUGAGCAGACGCCAUUCCGGAGGGGGGGGGGGGCACAUUCCCCCCCUCACGCCAGUGGAAGAAGUUUGGGAACGCCGCCUGCCGCGACGGAGGAGAACGAGGAGAGCUGGAUGUUUAAUUCCCUCCCUUUGUGACGUUUGUGAACAAGAUACAUAAAAGCAUGUUUGUUUGUGCUUUUGGUGCCAAAGUGACAGCGAGGGGGAAGAGGAUGGAAGUCGCACAGAGGAAGUCACGGAUCUUCACCACAAGGAAAAAGAAAGAAAGAAGCCAUUUCCAAGUUGAUAACAACCAUUCCUCACACACACACACACACACACACACACACACACACACAAUCAGGUAUGCAACCAACCAUCCUGUUCGCAGGCAACUCGCCGUCGGAGUUGUCCGACAGCAAACUCGUAGCAAAACCAGGACUUCCAUGAGUGUGGGGUUUUUAGUUUCCGCUCAGUUGAGUCACCGCGACGUUCCGGCUGAGACCGGGAGGACGAAUCAGGAGUUCUCGUACGGUGGGAUACUGUCGCAUGCUCUGCUUGCUCAACUCCUAGACGUGUUCAAUUGCAUGAUUUGGUGUCUUGGAUUUUUUUUCCCCCCCGUGUGCUAAAUAACACUUGAACAAGUUUUACACGACUUAAGUAUUACGAUGCCGUCUCGUUAACUCCUGACGGCAUCGAGCGGCUUUGUGGUCUAAAUCAAAAGUCUCUUCUUUUUUUUUCUAGCUUUAAUUUAUUUUGUUUGCAUGAUAAUGACGUGUCAAUGAUUUGUGCCAUAGUCUCAGUCAUUUAGUGUAAAAACGUGCUUUUAUUGGUAGAUGAUAUCAUAAGGAGUUUUCAUGAGGUAUGAAUAUGUGGAAUUAAUAUCUGUAAGUUGACACGCUCUCUUCUCUGUGGAUGUGAAAAAUCACGUACCAAAGUGAAUGUCUACGAAAAAAACACGGAUCAUUGGAGGCGACUUUGUUGGAAUCGCGACUCUUUUAUUUCACAGACCAGUAGAUCUUUGUUCAAGUCAGAGGGGCAGUAAGCGAUUUUAACGCUUUUUUUGUAAAAUUCAGCAAUUAUUUCAAUCUCCUCGCGCGCAAUGAUUCGCCUGGCGUCCGGUGCGAACGCAGCACUGAGCAGAAGUGUUCAGUACAAGGAGCUCCGCGUUCGAUUGAUGGUGAAUGAUUUCUGGUUGUGUUACACAGAUCAACGAGUGGUCAGUGCAUGACGUCCCCAAAACAUCACGUGUCGCCAUCUCACAAACAACAUGAUGUCUCCAUGGUAACACUCUCUAUGACGCCUUCGGCCAACGCGUGUCCCGUACACCCGAGGCUGCGGGUUCCAGCCCCCGACCGGUGCAGGCAAAAAAAAUCGCUUACUGCCCCUUUAAGGUGGGACCCUAACCCCUAAACCUAAACUGUUGGUUUGGUUUUUAGGAAAAUAUUUAAAAGGCACUUUUUUAAAAAUCCUCAUAUCAAGACAUAGAAUUAACGGUUCACCUCAACUUUUUUUUUUAAAUACUUUUGGCAAUUUAACACUAAUGAGAAUAAGAGUUAGAUAUCGGUUUUGAAUAUAUUUAUAUAUAUAUAUAUAUAUAUAUAUCAUGGAGACGCAGAUCUGCAGCCUGCAACGCUUUGUUCAGCUACUACGUUUAAGUUCCUUUCUUCUAAGACUGGUGGCAUUACAGGGUAUCUCCACACGUGUCCCCAUAGGAAUAUAUAGAAACAUACGUAUAUAUGCACUGUACAUACAGUAUACCGGUGUAUGCAAACAGAGUUUGUAAGUGUCGUAGUCUGAUGAAUUUGUAUAUUUGCUGACAUGACAUGCGUUUGUCCACAGCUUACGUACACAUUGGAUUGUGUAUAAUACACCGUAACAAUUGUGUAUAGUUGAUUUUGUUCCAAUCUCUUGUACAUGACGAUGAAGAUGAUGAUGAUGCUGUCGUAUUUCCAAUGAUGGUGCAAUAUUUUAUCCCUCGUUUUGAUACUGUCUCCGCAGCUUUCUGACCUGAUGUUUCUCAGUGGGGGGGUUAUACAGUAUAUGUACAAGUUUAGACCCCAGUGGACAGAAACAUCUUUUCUUACGGAACUCCACGUUUUCUCUUCCAGCGGUUCGCUCAGUUUGUAGUUUUGCUCCUCCGUGCUUCCAAGACGAUGAUGGUGGGACCGUGUCGGUGAAUGAGUCGAGUGGGCAGACGUGACUGUUGUGUUGAAUAUGUAUCGCAGUGCGUUAGGGUGUGUGUGUGUGUGUGUGUGUGUGUGUGUGUGUACUACAACAGUGGCAUAUUUGACCUUGUCCGAAAAUCGUGUACUUUCCAUUGCCAACAAUUUUUCUUACCACGUCAUUUCAACUCUGUUCAUUUACUUCGCCCUCAGUUGGAGAAUCAUUUCUUACUCGUGCUGUUGGUUGUUUUCACCCCGUCAAAGAAUCUGAAAUAAUAACAGAAUGUGAGUGUGUGUGUGUGUGAGUGUACUGCUCCUCAUGUACCACCAGAGGGCAGUCUAUCAAGUCUCACAUCCCUGAGUCACAUUGUCAGGCAGCCUGAUGUUACAGUAGCUUCUCAUGACAAUCAGUGGAGUUAAUACCUUGAUAUUCACUAUAGUUCUGCACGUUGUCGUGAAGGAAUCAUUCAGAUCUAAGUUUUUAAAAAAAAGAUAUGUUCAUGUCUGCACUAUUGUUCAUCCUGCGACUCAUCGCCAAAGAUACGGUUGCCGGUAGCAACUAUGAGGCACUAAUUUAAGAAAAGCAACCAUCAGAGACUUUCCCACUCCCCCAGACAGAAGCGGAACUCUGCCUUUAGUUCGAUUCAGUCAGCAGAUGUAGAUUCACCUCUGGCGGCGUGGUGACUGACAGUCGGCCCUCAGCGAGCGUCAGAACUCUGGAUGCAGGUUGUUUCCCUGAGUUGAAGCCGUCCUGUCGGUGUGAGCGGUGCUGCCGUGUUGCUGCACGUCGCCUCCAUCGUCUCCAGACUGAAUUCCCAAGGGUUUCCUCGAGCUGCGUCUCGUCCUCGACCUUUCCCACACAAGCGUUUCUCCCUUUCUUCGCUGUGUUUUCCGGCUGUCGUGUAAAUAAAUGCUGCAAAACUGCCUGUCCCCCCCCCCCCCCCCGCCCCCCACACAAAAAGUCAAACCAAACCAAACCCGUUGGAGGUUUCUCUAAAGAAAACGACCAGGAAAACUCCCUCACAGUCUCUGACCUGGGUCCUGACGUAACGGGAGAGAAGUGAAUUUCAUUGGUUUACAUUAUGUUUACAAUGGCACAGUUUUCAUUUCUAAGAAUCUCUCUCUCUCUCUAUAUAUAUAUAUAAAUAUAUAUAUAUAUGUAGGUAUAAACCAUAUUUGCAUAUUUAUUGCCUAAGGUUAACUGAUAUGACGUGUAUUGUGGUUUUCACAUUUGGAAUAUAAUGUUACAGUUGUCACCUGUAUUACUAUCUGGAUGAUUUUUUGGUAAAGUACAGUAGUUGAUCAUUUUUAAUGACUACUAAGUGACUGUUUUCUGUGCCUUUUUAUGGUUAGAACGCAUGGUUAACUAUUUAUUACGAUUUGGAGUCGCCGAGAUGUGUAUUUUUGUAUUUCCGAAUAAAAAUAAAUGGUUCCGCUUUUGUUGUACAUUUUUUUGAGGGGGUGCCUUAAAAAAAAGAAAAGAAACAGGCCGCCUAUUCAUAUCUCUCUUCUUCAAUAAAAACCAAAUACAUAUGCAA
Messenger RNA from Scophthalmus maximus (turbot), 7803 nucleotides. RefSeq names its product diacylglycerol kinase, eta (gene dgkh). Bases 185 to 4084 code for a protein of 1299 amino acids. The record is from RefSeq and is a predicted model, not a curated record. Gene Ontology annotation, biological process: lipid phosphorylation; diacylglycerol metabolic process; intracellular signal transduction. The transcript has 31 exons. NCBI's taxonomy places the organism in Eukaryota, Metazoa, Chordata, Actinopteri, Pleuronectiformes, Scophthalmidae. Gene Ontology annotation, molecular function: protein binding; ATP-dependent diacylglycerol kinase activity.